AUGACGAUCACACCUCGAUCAAAGAUUCCUCCGCGGAUGAAGAAUAUCUCUCCGAGAUCCUCCCCGGACGACGAAGAUCUCUCCAAGGUCGAAGAAGAUCUUUCCGAGGACGACGAAGAAGAAGAUCUCCCCAAGUUCGAAGAAGAACCCUUCGACUUCGGUUAUAUCUCUGAACCCGAAGACUACUCCAUGUUCGAAUCCCCGAUUUGUCGAGGGCAGACACGCCUCUUCUGGAACUUGGAGCAGUAUCCAAUCUCUGAAAGUGCCAAUCUUGUUUCUAUUCAUCGAAACAUCAAGUUAGCUCUUCACCGAGUGGGAGUUCAUGGUUUCCUGGAAAUCCUUGCUUAUGGUGGUGUCAAACCCAACCGCGACGAACGUGACUUGUACGAGGCCUGUAUUCAUUACAUGCCACCGUAUAAAGGGGGUCAACUGUCGAUUGCUGGUCAAAUUUCUCUCGACAUUGUUCGUUUCGCACAAGGAUUGUAUCCUCUAAGAACAGCUUUUGUGGUAAUCUCAAAACAUAUCCCAGAAAUUGAGGAGACGAAGAGGGUUCUUCGGUGUUUGCAAACGAGAUAUCAACACCCUGUUCUCAUUGUAGACCCGACAGCACAUGAUGAUGGUAGCUUUUUCCCCUUUGAGUCUGCAGACUCGGUGUAUGCUCGUACACAAUUUGUAGAUGGAGGACAGUCUAGGCCACGGAUUCCUCGUUCCCAGCGUUGGAGAGAGGUCGAAGAGGCUGCGACAGGCGUCUUCUGGGAUGCAAAGGAUUGCCCAUUCCCUGCUGGUUGGAGUGCUGAUACCAUCUAUACGAAAAUCAGAUCAGCUUUUACUGAAGCGUAUUGUGUUAGUGGUAACAUGUCAAUCUCUUCUUAUGCUGAUGAGAUGAAUAACGAGUCUUGGAACAAGCCGCCGGAAUCGGAAUCGGAAUCCAGAAUCAACCACUUAAUUCUCGCAGGGGAUAAACCCGCGAGACUUGAGAGAAUGUUUAAUGACAUGCUUUUAUGGUUAAUCCACAAAUUCCUGAUGAUUAACUAA
Messenger RNA from Arabis nemorensis, 1035 nucleotides. The record is from the annotation of a GenBank genome assembly. NCBI's taxonomy places the organism in Eukaryota, Viridiplantae, Streptophyta, Magnoliopsida, Brassicales, Brassicaceae.